Saprolegnia parasitica CBS 223.65 is the source of this 675-nucleotide messenger RNA. RefSeq lists its product as hypothetical. NCBI's taxonomy places the organism in Eukaryota, Oomycota, Saprolegniomycetes, Saprolegniales, Saprolegniaceae. Bases 1 to 675 code for a protein of 224 amino acids. The record is from RefSeq and is a predicted model, not a curated record. The transcript has 4 exons.
AUGGCGGUGUCCAUCGUUCCCCAGGAGCAAGUGCCUCUCUACGAAGGCAAGGAAGACGCCAACGGUCUCCGCACGGGCUCUGGCAAACUCGUCUUCUCCAAUGGCGACACAUAUGUCGGACAGUUUGCGCAGGGCUACCGGCACGGCGCCGGUAUCUUCACGUACGAUCGUGGCCAGCGCGUUUACGACGGCGAGUGGAAGCUCAGCUUGCGGCACGGCAAGGGCAAGGAGACGUGGCGCGUUAACGACACCACGCUCUACAGCUACGAAGGCGACUACGAGCGAGGCGUGCCGCACGGCUACGGCCUCGAGCGCAAGAAGCUCGCCAAGUACGCGGGCGAGUUUCAGCAUGGGAGGAAGGAGGGCCAUGGCCGCAUGGUGUGGCCCAACGGCGACACCUAUGACGGGCAGUGGCGCGAUGGCCGCAUGGGCGGCCUCGGCAAGUUGGUGCGUGCUAUCGACGGCAGCACGUACGACGGGCACUGGGUGCACGGUCUGCGGCACGGUCGCGGCAAAGCCAUCGGGCCCGACGAGGUCUACGACGGACUGUGGAAGGAAGGGCGUCGGCAUGGCGAUGGCACGGUCGUCGUUAACGCGCACGAGCGCAGCGGUGUCUGGGACAAGGGCGUCCGCCUCAAGUGGACGACCCCCGAAAAGUUGAUCCAAUCCAUUUGA